CUGGCCUGAGAUGGGAGCGCGCACAGCGGCACUUUCACGGCCGAAGAAACGGGAUAAAUCUGGAAGGGAACUGAUAAAAAAAAUACCACAUAGGUGCUGUGGAAAAAUGGGAUAACGAAACGAGCAAUAUAAUUAAUACCGGAUCCACCGCUUGAUCCCUUCCCCUAUUAAACAGAUGUUGUCGUGGCUUGCAUUUUGCGCUUUUUAUCCAUUCUCCUUCAGCGCUGAUGGUACAAAGGCGCUUGGUCAGGACCAGCAGCAGCACCUGGGAUUACAGCCAUAUGAAUGGGCAAGAGUGAAUGAACCGCGCACAAACCUGGGAUGGUAAACACAGACAGCGAGUGAGUAAACCAAGCAGGAUUAAAACACUUUCUUUCUUUUUUUUUUCUCCGUGGGAAACAGACCACCAGUGUCACCCUGCGAAGACAUACUGUCAUUGUUUCGACGCUGAUUUAGGGGGAGAAAAAACGAUUCAAAAGUGGCCUUUUCUGGAAUAAUGCACAAGAAUUAUGAACUCGAUUACAGAUUUUUAUUCAUCUCUAUAUCUCGCACAUUCCCUAGUUUUUCUGUAACUGAACAGCCGGUUUCUCUUGUUCAGAAUGGGAUGUAUUGUUGCGACUGCGCAACCUAAGACAAGUGUGUGCAAUUAGACUGUGUGCUUGUGAACGGGUUACCUUUAACCAUUGUCACUGCUACUGGAAGUGGCCAUUGUUGUCGAUAAGGAAUCUGUGGUGAUCGGAAUAAAAACAAAGGAGGGUAAAACAGUGCACACUUGACAUCACCCCCCGCCCUCUGUUUGUGAACCAGAGCUGGUCACAACCCCCCCCCACCCUAAAAAUCUCCACAUAAUAUGGUGGAGCCGGUGGGAUUCAUUGAGGCGUGGAAGGCGCAGUUCCCAGAGUCAGAGCCCCCCAAGAUGGAGCUGCGGUCUGUCGGGGGCAUCGAGCAGGAGCUGGAAAAGUGCAAAGCAUCCAUUAGACGCCUGGAGCAGGAGGUGAACAAGGAGCGCUUCCGCAUGAUCUACCUCCAGACCCUCCUGGCCAAAGAGAGAAAGAGCUAUGACAAACAGCGGUGGGGCUUCAGAAAGACACCUUUGAAUGAGGGGAUGGACCCUGCAGCCACACAGGGUGCUGAAAUCCAAUCCCAGCAGCCACACAUGCAGGAGACUGGUGUAGUUGGCAUAGGAGGAGGUGGUGGAGGAUAUGGUGGUGGUGGUAGUGGGGAUAGGAGCCGUUUUCAGCCUCUAGGAGAUGGAUCUGGCAGGUCCAAACCCAGACCUCCACCUGCCAGGAAGUCAGCCUCCCACGGUGAUGGCCUGGAGUCAGCCUUUGAUGUACCUCAGCAAGCAGAGUCAACUUCCUGCGAUAACCUCGAUGGCCUGUCGCCAUCAAAGCAGAGAGGUGGUGUUACUGUGUCACCCCGCAGGCCCACCCUUCCACCCCCUGACAAGGACCUUCCCACUGACCCCAAGGACAAGCUUGGAAUGGGACUUGGUGUGGCAGCUCUUAGAUCCAACUUUGAGAGGAUCAAACGGGCGAACUCGCACUCAGCAGGUGAUGUAGCUAAGGGCCAGGAGAAGCAGCCGCUGCCACCACCACCGCUAUAUACCAACAUGGAGUUCCACCAUGACAGGGGUUUAGUCAGGGUCAAUGACCGUGACGUCUCUGACAAGAUCAGCUCACUAGGCAGCCAGGCCAUGCAGAUGGAGCGAAAGAGAUCUCUUCACUCCCUUCCAGGUAAUCUGGCUACGGUGGCAGGGGAGCUCCGUGCCAGGCCAGUCUAUCGAGGAAGGUCCACUGAAAGCACCUGUGGUUAUGAUGCAGAGUAUGAAGAUGGGGAACCCAAUCAACGGCAUUCAGGAAGGGCCAAUGGGGGAAAACCACCUCCCCCUCCUUGGCAGCCCUCUGAGUUCCAAGCCUACUCCAGCGUCUAUGUUGGUGGGGUGAUGAUGGGUGAAGGUGGCAGUGGAGAUGGACGAGGGGGUGGUGGAAGUAGCAGCAGUGGAGUCACAAUGAGAGAACAUGGUGGAUGUGAUGAUCACCUUCUGACCUGGCCUCGUCGCUCCUAUUCCCCAGGUAGCUUUGAGGAUGUAGGUGGAGGUGGCGGUUAUACACCGGACUGCAGCUCCAACGAGAACCUGACAUCCAGUGAGGAGGACUUCUCCUCAGGUCAGUCCAGCCACGUCUCCCCCAGCCCUACCACUGCUUUCCGCCGUCCCUUUAGAGAGAAGAGCCGUUCACCCUCUCAGAACUCCCAGAACUCUCAGCACUCCUUCGACAGCAGCAGCCCUCCAACGCCGCAGUCCCAGAAGCGUCACCACCGGCAGCAGGGAGGCCAUGUGGUCAUGUCUGAGGCUACUAUUGUGAGUGUUCGCAAGACUGGUCAAAUCUGGCCACCUGCUGCCCAUCAUGACCUCAUGCCUCACUGUAGAACAUCCCAUGACAACAGUUUCCAUGGAGAUCACAUAGAUGGUCACUUCACCGGGACCCCUCCCACAUACGGUUACGACGCAGACCGAGCAGAGGAGCAGCGAAGGCACCACGACAUCCUGCCGUACAUCGAUGACUCGCCGUCGUCAUCUCCUCACCUCAGCUCCAAGAGCCGUAGCAGCCGGGACACUCUGUCCUCCGGAUCGCUGGAGUCCUCCAAAUCGACCGAGUGUGACCUAGAAAAAGGUUUGGAGAUGAGGAAGUGGGUCCUGUCUGGGAUCUUGGCCACUGAGGAAACGUAUCUCAGUCAUCUGGAGGCACUGCUUCUGCCCAUGAAGCCUCUGAAGGCUGCUGCUACAACAUCCCAACCAGUGCUUACCGUGGCCCAGAUAGAAACCAUCUUCUUCAAAGUGCCUGAGCUCUACGAGAUCCACAAAGAGUUCUACGAUGGACUUUUGCCUCGUGUCCAGCAGUGGAGCCACCAUCAGAGAGUCGGGGACCUCUUCCAGAAACUAGCCAGCCAGUUAGGGGUUUACCGGGCAUUUGUGGACAACUAUGAGCUGGCUGUGGAGACGGCGGAGAAGUGCUGCCAGGCGAACACGCAGUUUGCUGAAAUUUCUGAGAACCUGAAGGUGAGGAGCCCCAAGGACUGUAAGGAGACAGGCAAGAACUCACUAGAAGCUUUGCUUUAUAAACCAGUGGACAGAGUGACGCGCAGCACUUUGGUACUUCAUGACUUGCUCAAACACACACCCAUCAGCCACCCGGACCACCCCCUUCUGCAGGACGCCUUGCGGAUCUCCCAGAACUUUCUGUCUAGCAUCAAUGAGGAGACGACGUCCCGUCGCCAGACUUUCAAGAAAGGAGAGAACCGCCAGCUGCUGAAGGACAGUUUCAUGGUGGAGCUGGUGGAGGGAGCCAGGAAGCUUCGGCACGUCUUCCUCUUCACCGAUCUGCUGCUCUGCGCCAAGCUGAAGAAACAGAUUGGAGGUAAAAACCAGCAGUACGACUGUAAGUGGUACAUCCCCCUGAGCGAAAUGACCUUCCAGGGCCCCGAGGAGGCUGAGCCACUUACCAUCCCUCAAGUCCCCGAUGAAGAGCUGGACGCCAUGAAGGUCAAGAUCUCACACCUCCGCAGCGAGAUUCAGAGAGAGAAGAGAGCAAACAAGGGUUCAAAGGUCAUUGAUCGCCUCCGGAAGAAGCUGUCUGAACAGGAGUCUUUGCUCCUGUUAACAUCCCCAAGCAUACCCCUCAGAUUCUACAACAAGAAUGGAAAGAGCUACAGUUUCCUGAUUUCAUCCGACUAUGAACGUGCAGAGUGGAAGGAGAUAAUCAAGGAGCAGCAGAAGAAGUGUUUUAAAACAGUUUCCCUGACGUCCAUGGAGCUGCAGAUGUUGACCAGCUCUUGUAUAAAACUACAAACUGUCCACCACAUUCCACUUAGUAUUAACAAAGAAGAGGAUGAAUCCUCCGGUCUCUACGGGUUCCUGAAUGUAAUCAUCCACUCUGCCUCCGGCCUCAAACAGAGCUUAAAUCUCUACUGCACAUUGGAGGUGGACUCCUUUGGGUUCUUUUCAAAUAAAGCCAAGACGAGAGUGUAUCGAUACACCAGUGAACCCAAAUGGAAUGAGGAGUUUGAAAUCGAGCUGGAGGGCUCUCAGACCCUGAGGCUGCUCUGCUACGAAAAGAGCUACAACAAGACCAAGCAGAACAAAGAGGAUGGAGACGGUACAGACCGCAUCAUGGGGAAAGGACAGAUCCCGCUUGAUCCUCAGACUCUCCAAGGCAAAGACUGGCAGAGAACAGUUAUUCCCAUGAAUGGGAUUGAGAUUAAACUGUCCAUGAAGUUCACCAGCAGAGAGUUUAGCCUGAAGAGGAUGCCCUCGGAGAAACCCUUGGGUGUGUUUGGAGUUAAGAUCUCCACAGUGACCAAACGAGAGCGCUCCAAGGUGCCCUACAUUGUCCGGCAGUGCCUAGAGGAGAUUGAAAGGAGGGGCAUGGAGGAGGUGGGCAUCUACAGAGUGUCAGGAGUGGCCACCGACAUUCAGGCCUUGAAGACUGCCUUUGACACCAAUAACAAAGAUGUGUCAGUGAUGAUGAGUGAGAUGGAUGUCAAUGCCAUCGCUGGGACCUUGAAGCUGUACUUCAGAGAGCUGCCGGAACCGCUCUUUACUGAUGAGCUCUAUCCCAAUUUUGCAGGCGGCAUCACCCUGUCUGAUAGUGUUGCCAAAGAGAGCUGCAUGCUGAACUUGCUGCUGUCACUGCCCGAACCCAACUUGGUCACAUUCCUUUUCCUUUUGGAUCACUUAAAGAGGGUGGCAGAGAAGGAGAGUAUCAACAAGAUGUCUCUCCAUAAUUUGGCAACGGUGUUCGGGCCGACCUUACUAAGGCCCGCUGAGAAGGACAGCAAGAUCCCCGCUAACCCAACACAGCCUAUCAGCAUGGGGGACAGCUGGUCCCUGGAAGUGAUGGCACAGGUCCAGGUGUUGCUGUAUUUCCUCCAGCUGGAGACGAUUCCCACCCCAGACAGUAAACGACAGAGCAUCCUGUUCUCCACUGAAGUAUAGAGCUAACGCUGACUCUGACCACCGCUGCGUGAACAAAGAGACGGACACUGGCUCAGAGCGAGCCUCCUGUCGUGUGUUUUUUAUUUGACUGACUGCACUCCGCUCAGCUUUUGCAGCUGGGAAGGAUUUGUCUCCGGUGAUGCCUGUUGUGCUUGAACACAAGAGGGCGCCACUGGGCCUCUUAAGUACAGAGUAUGUGAGGUCUUUGCCAUUCCUAUCUGUCAUUACCUGAUAAUUAGUAUGAUUCCAUGUACCUCCAGUGUAAUGCAUCCACCACCUGGUUUUUGUUGGUCUCAGCGGUGAACCUUUGCAGCUUUUACACAGUUGUGGUUCAUAAUUCGAGAAGUUCGAAUGAACAAAAUCGCACAGAACGAGUCAGGAUUGUUGAUUUUUCUGGAAUUGGUUCGCCAACAAAUCAGAAUCUCCACGAACUUUUGGGCAUUGUUCUCUGUACGUCUUUAUUUUAACCAAUCGCAGGAAAAAAUGUUGCAAAAUGUGUUUCUCCAUCUCAAACGUUGCUUCAUGUCCAGUUGAGGAAAAUCCUAAGUAUGUCUCACAUAAUCUCAGCGCAUUCUUUCAAACAAGUGCAGACAUUUGAUGGAACUGAAAGUCAGCGUGUGGCUGUCGCCGUCGUGCUGGCUUUUUCUUUUUUUCUGUAUCACAGGAAGCCAACACCUGUAUGUUAAAGUGUUUACAACGUAAACAAACCCGGUUGGAGUGAAACGCUACGGCUUGGUGAAGUGAACCCAGUGAUUUGUAAUACACUGCAGUCUGACUGCCUGCCGUUUGUCCGACCACAAAAGCAAGUUUCCUCUAUUUGUGUUGUGUCUCAAAGUAACCUUCAGCUUAAAUGCACAGGAAGCAAUAUAUUUUCUAACAUAGGAGUUGUCUGUGUUCAUAUCUUUGCUGACGAAAUGUCCUUCGCAUUGUAACAUAGGACGUCUUGCCAAAUCAAUAUGUUUUUUUGGGGGGGUUUUUGUUAGGAAAAAGGAAGCGGUUGUAUUUACAGAUAAAGUACAUGUACAUAAUCUUAAAGUUGUAUUUUUCUUUUUGGUUAACAGUAUAAUCAUUGUUGCUGUUACUGUAAUUUAUUUUGGGGUCGUCGGGGAGAAAUUGGUUUGUUUGUUUUUUUCUAUGUGAACUUAGGUUUCUGUUUAAGAAAGUAGUAGGUUUUAGCCUUGACUUCAAGUCUUGCAGUAAUUAAGCAAGAUUUAGCCUUGUUCUAAUAGAAACUGCUCAGCUGUUCUAUCAGUUCUUCAUUUCGAUAUUGUUAUUAUUAUUAAUAUUAUGAAGGUAACACACACUUUGUAGUUCAUACUGUAUGUUGCUGUGGAAAAGACUGAAGUUCUAUGACUGCAAGCUGGUCCUUAUCAGCACAUCUCCCAUCCAGAGAUUGCCUGUCUAGUGUAGACAUUAUGCAAUGUCAUGAUACAUCUCAUACACACAUGGCGUUGUCUCCUUUUGUAACCAUUUAAUCUGUGGCUGCAGAAGUGCACUAAUGCAAUGUUAGAACUACUGUAUUACCAUUGAAGUGACCUGAGCACUCUGCGUUUAUGUCCAGCCAACAGCGCAUCUUUUGUCUUAAAUGAAGGAAUAUUAAUUUGCUUGCGCACACAUGGCAAAAUGUCCUCCUAAUUAUUUGUCCGCAACUCACUGGCCAAGUUAGAGACAAGCUCUUAAAAUUUUUUUUUUUUUUUUUGCAGUAUGAUUGAUUUAACAUGCAGGCAUGUUUUGUUCAUUUUAUUUCUGUGCGCUCCUGCUAUUGCUGUGUUGUAUCCAUGAUGUGGGAUGUAGUUCAUGGGGAUCUUUAUCCUUUCUUUGUUCUUUUUUUUUUCUAAAGAUUUUUAUAUCACUACUGCUUAUACUGCUUACUUUUUAUAGCCAAUUCAAGGCUAGUUAUCAUGACUGGCUGUAAAACCAAUGAAUGAGUUAAAUGGAUCUGAUAAGGGUUUACGUGUGCUUGUGGCCACGAUGAAGAUGGAGUGGAAAAGCACACAUGAGUAAAUUAUGAUGGAAAACACAGUUCUUGCAUUCGGAUACAGGUGAACCCUCUAAACGUCGCAUUUGCUCUCGCUUUGCCCUUGCAGCAUCUCAAAGAUAUUUUUCUUGCCUGUACUCGUGUAGGUUGUGAGAGGCCGAAUGCACCACCACCAGUCAUUUAUUCAUUAUUACACUUGUUACCUUUAUAGCAAGUCCUAAUUGCCUGCUCUACUCUACCCUAUCGUGCCUCGACACUUACGCUUUUGUUUAGUGCCCGUGGGCCUCUGAAUGUCAGUGAUAGUGCUGACUGUGAAAACAUUCGUUCUCCCGUUGCCUUUGCUGAGGACAGCCACACAUCGUUCAUCUCACUGACGACUAAGACAGGACCUUAAACUUAAGUGUGGUCUUAGCUCAUACUCUCAGCUCCAUGCCUAUCCUACCUGCCACCUUCAUUUGACUGUGAUGCGCAUAAUGUUAAAAGAGAAACUGUGUUAACAUCUGUCUUUUUAGGGCAAUGGAUCAAAACAUUUUCUCCAAGUCCAUCUUUGUUAUUUUCUUAAGUUUUAUAUCCUCUAUUUUUAUUUAUUUAUGCUUUUGCACAGCCUGGAUCUAUUUAUUUAAGAUGUUGCCAUCUAAAGCUAAAUUAAUGUUCAAAAACUGUCUUUAUCUGGUGUGCUUUCUUUGGGAAAAUCUUACGUCUUAGAAUUACAACUGUUUGUCUCUAUUUGGCCCCGACUAUGUAGAACUGCAUUGAUUUUUCAACUCUCAGUUCCUGCAUUGUCAGUUCAUAUUUAGUUAUUUGUGUUGAACAACAGACUGGCCACUGUGAUUGUCUAGCUAAUAGGAAGUGCAGGUUCUUCUUAAUUUAAAAGGUAGAUUCUGUGAGUUCCUGGAACUCAGACUCCACCUGCUUUUUCCAUAGAGUUGUAUAAUGUGUAUAAUACUAGAGUAUGCAUAAUCUGGUUUCUCUUUUAUUUAAUGUGGCGUCCGCUGAUCGUUGGGGAUUGAGAAGGUACAUCUCUAGUCUCUUUCAAAAUCCAAACUAUCAGUACAGUAUGUGGUAGAGGAGAAAAGAGUCUUAUAUUAGUCUAAAUCUGCAUUGUUUUGGUCUGUUGAUUGUCACCGUAACUGCAUGUACCCUCCAUAAUACAGUUCCCUCCACAACCUCAGUCCCAACCGAGAAAAAAAAAAAAAGGUUUAGUUUUUCUGUGGAGUACUCUGACCAUAUAUUCUUCUAUAUGAAAGUUCCAAAUCUCUUGCAUUUACUGUACACGACACUGCUAUUGCCACUUCUUCAACAACAUGCUGCCAUUAAAUUAGGCUUUUCCAACCUUCAAAAAGUAUUCUUUUGCGUUACUGAGCAUUUAACGAUGUAAAGGUGAGGAUGAGACUUGGUGACCAACAACACUUUUUUUAUUCCUCAACUUUUAACUCUUGUUCCUGUUAAAUAUUCAAUGUUCUGCUUGUAGAACUGUAAAAAGGAAUAAUGAAAAAAAGGAAUACUGUAUUCUGAGGGCAAACAUGUUUGGAAGGCAUUUGCGGCCUAUGUUUGUACACAAAAUGCUAAAUAAAAUCUCCUGUAUCUAA
Pundamilia nyererei is the source of this 8563-nucleotide messenger RNA. Its product is annotated as breakpoint cluster region protein-like. The coding region runs from base 851 to 4996 and encodes 1381 amino acids. Gene Ontology annotation, molecular function: protein serine/threonine kinase activity; GTPase activator activity; guanyl-nucleotide exchange factor activity. The transcript is spliced from 23 exons. Gene Ontology annotation, cellular component: membrane. The record is from RefSeq and is a predicted model, not a curated record. Gene Ontology annotation, biological process: intracellular signal transduction; positive regulation of GTPase activity; protein phosphorylation. NCBI's taxonomy places the organism in Eukaryota, Metazoa, Chordata, Actinopteri, Cichliformes, Cichlidae.